Molecule: messenger RNA, 1641 nt
Organism: Jaculus jaculus (lesser Egyptian jerboa)
Lineage: Eukaryota; Metazoa; Chordata; Mammalia; Rodentia; Dipodidae
Gene: Crlf1
Product: cytokine receptor like factor 1
Exons: 9
Coding region: 86-1363 (425 amino acids)
Biological process (GO): cytokine-mediated signaling pathway
Cellular component (GO): external side of plasma membrane
Molecular function (GO): cytokine receptor activity; protein binding
Source: RefSeq, a predicted model, not a curated record
UGCGGGAGGCCCCGAUCUGCACCCUGCAGUCCCCCCGUUGGCAGUCACCGCCCUCGGCGCGCUCCUUCUCCGCAGCGCCGGCCCCAUGCCCGCCGGCCGCCCAGGCCCCGUCGCCCCAUCUGCGCGGCGGCUACCGCCGCUGCCGCUGGUCCUGCUGCUCUGCGUCCUCGGGGCGCCGCGAGGCGGAUCGGGAGCCCACACAGCUGUGAUCAGCCCCCAGGAUCCCACGCUGCUCAUCGGUUCUUCCCUGCAAGCCACCUGCUCGGUGCACGGGGACCCACCUGGGGCCACUGCCGAGGGUCUUUACUGGACCCUCAAUGGCCGCCGCCUGCCCCCUGAGCUGUCCCACCUGCUUAACACGUCCACCUUGGCCCUUGCCCUGGCCAACCUCAAUGGGUCCAGGCAACAGUCAGGGGACAACCUGGUGUGUCACGCCCGUGACGGCAGCAUCCUGGCUGGCUCCUGCCUCUAUGUUGGCUUACCCCCUGAGAAACCUUUCAACAUCAGCUGCUGGUCCCGGAACAUGAAGGACCUCACUUGUCGCUGGACUCCUGGUGCCCAUGGGGAGACCUUCCUCCACACCAACUACUCUCUCAAGUAUAAGCUGAGGUGGUAUGGGCAGGACAACACGUGUGAGGAGUACCACACUGUGGGGCCUCACUCCUGCCACAUCCCCAAGGACCUGGCUCUCUUCACACCCUAUGAAAUCUGGGUGGAGGCCACCAACCGCCUGGGUUCAGCCCGCUCAGAUGUGCUCACACUGGACGUCCUGGAUGUAGUGACCACGGACCCCCCACCCGACGUGCACGUGAGCCGCGUAGGGGGCCUGGAGGACCAGCUGAGCGUGCGCUGGGUCUCACCACCUGCUCUGAAGGACUUUCUCUUCCAAGCCAAGUACCAGAUCCGCUACCGCGUGGAGGACAGUGUGGACUGGAAGGUGGUGGAUGACGUCAGCAACCAAACCUCCUGUCGCCUGGCAGGCUUGAAGCCAGGCACGGUCUACUUCGUCCAAGUGCGUUGCAACCCAUUUGGUAUCUACGGCUCCAAAAAAGCCGGCAUCUGGAGCGAGUGGAGCCACCCCACCGCAGCCUCCACCCCUCGCAGUGAGCGCCCGGGCCCGGGCGGCGGAGCGUGCGAACCGCGGGGCGGCGAGCCCAGCUCGGGCCCGGUGCGGCGCGAGCUCAAACAGUUCCUCGGCUGGCUCAAGAAACACGCGUACUGCUCGAACCUCAGUUUCCGUCUGUACGACCAGUGGAGAGCCUGGAUGCAGAAGUCACACAAGACGCGCAACCAGCACAGGACGAGGGGAUCCUGCCCUCGGGCAGACGGGGCGCGGCGAGAGGUCCUGCCAGAUAAACUCUAGGGACUAGGACAGUCCUUCCUGUCUUGUGGAGACCCAGAGCCUCCAGUCAAAUGAGCCACCACUGUGGUGUCACUUCCAAGGCACCUGAGUACCAUCAGCAGGAGCUGGGCAGAUACAUUGAGCUCCCCAGACACAACUCGUGUCACGUGGGGGGCUCCUAUGUGUCCGGAUGGGUUGAGCUGCCCAGGACCCCUGUAGGGUCUGGGGAGAAGGGAGGCUUCCUGUCACCUAGGGUCACCUCCAAGAGUCUUGUUUAAAUAAAUGAGCUAAUUCAGGUC